AUGAGCCAGCCCAACGCCGCACCCCCCACCUCCGCAAGCAAUGCGGUCCUGGUGGAAUCUCAACCUGUUCCCGAAGGAACACAACAAGUGAGCGGAGUCGACUUCGAUAAAUUUCAGGGUCGGGAUAUCACUGUGGCAGAAAUGGUCGAUAACAUGACCAACAUGGGCUUCCAGGGCAGCGCGGUUGCCGAGGCUGCCCGCAUCAUCAAUGAGAUGCGUGCCUUCCGUGACCCGGAAACCGGUGCAAAGACUACUAUUUUCCUCGGAUAUACCUCGAAUUUAAUCUCCUCUGGUCUACGUGAUACUCUCCGCUACCUCGUCAAGCAUAAUCAUGUGUCGGCCAUCGUCACUACCGCCGGUGGUGUAGAGGAGGACCUGAUUAAAUGUUUGGCUCCCACUUAUAUGGGCGCUUUCGCUACCCCAGGUGCCGGACUACGUGCCAAGGGCCUCAAUCGCAUUGGCAACUUGGUGGUGCCGAACAACAACUACUGUGCCUUUGAAGAUUGGUUGGUCCCCAUUUUGGAUCGUAUGCUAGAGGAGCAAGAGGCAGCCAAGCGGAAGGCGCAGCAGACUGGGGAUGUAGAAGACGAGCUCCACUGGACUCCAAGCCGCAUUACCGAGCGGCUGGGCCUGGAAAUUAACAAUAAGGACUCGGUGCUGUACUGGGCCGCCCGCAAUAAGAUACCCAUCUUCUGCCCUGCCCUGACUGACGGAUCGCUCGGAGACAUGCUCUACUUCCACACCUUCAAAUCGUCACCACAGCAAAUCCGGGUGGAUAUUGUUGAAGAUGUGCGCCGCAUCAACACUAUGGCUGUGCGGGCCGCCCGGGCGGGUAUGAUUAUUUUAGGCGGCGGUGUGGUUAAACAUCACAUUGCUAACGCGUGUCUGAUGCGGAACGGUGCCGAACACGCCGUGUACGUCAAUACUGCCCAGGAAUUCGACGGCAGUGAUGCGGGUGCCCGGCCUGACGAAGCCGUGAGCUGGGGAAAAAUCAAAAGCGAUGCCCACGCCGUCAAAGUCUACGCCGAGGCCACCGUGGCAUUCCCACUUAUCGUUGCGGCCUCGUUUGCACGCGCAGCCCCAGCACAAAAUUGA
Penicillium longicatenatum is the source of this 1095-nucleotide messenger RNA. RefSeq names its product deoxyhypusine synthase. The coding region runs from base 1 to 1095 and encodes 364 amino acids. The record is from RefSeq and is a predicted model, not a curated record. Gene Ontology annotation, cellular component: cytoplasm. Lineage: Eukaryota; Fungi; Ascomycota; Eurotiomycetes; Eurotiales; Aspergillaceae. The transcript is spliced from 2 exons. Gene Ontology annotation, molecular function: deoxyhypusine synthase activity. Gene Ontology annotation, biological process: peptidyl-hypusine biosynthetic process.